AUCUUCUGUAAAUGCAGGCAUGACGUUAGUCUACUUUUAGGUACAUUUUUUCAUCCACUUGUGAAGUAAGAUAAACAAGUGUACACCCUCAAUGACUGAUAUAAAACAAGUCACUCUUGUUAGUAUGGAUGGAGAAGAAUUUUUGGUGGAUCCAGAUGUCUUAUGUAUGUCGCAAUUGUUACAAAGUAUGAUUGAGGCAUCUGGAGUAGCGGAACCGAUACCUAUUCCCAAUGUGAAGGGAAAAACAUUAAAACGGGUUAUAGACUAUUGUGUCGCGCAUAAAGAAAAAAUACCUUUAGAAAUAGAGAAACCAUUGAAAUCUGCCAAUUUCGCACAAAUUGUUAGUGAAGAAGAUUAUAAUUUUGUUGACAUUGAUCAAGAAUCACUUUUUGAAUUAAUUUUGGCAGCGAAUUUUCUUAAUAUUAAACCGUUACUUGAUUUGACUUGUGGAAAAGUUGCUUCAAUGAUUAAAGGAAAAAAUGUUGAAGAAAUCAGAAGGCAAUUUAACAUAAUCAAUGACUUUACUCCCGAGCAAGAAGCUCAAAUCCGCGACGAAAAUAAAUGGUGCGAAAGUACAUAGUAGUCAAAUGCUAUAAAUUAAGCUUGCUUAUAAAAAGUAUUACUUGUUUGGUAAAUAAAAAAAAAUUUGCAUUGAUUUAGCCAUAUUCAUAAUAAGUAAAAAUAUACACGGAAAAAUUGCUAAGAUAAAAAAAUUCAACAAAACGUGUGUGUGUUAAU
This is a messenger RNA of Hylaeus volcanicus, 738 nucleotides long. RefSeq names its product S-phase kinase-associated protein 1 homolog. The record is from RefSeq and is a predicted model, not a curated record. Lineage: Eukaryota; Metazoa; Arthropoda; Insecta; Hymenoptera; Colletidae. The transcript has 6 exons. Gene Ontology annotation, cellular component: nucleus; cytoplasm. The coding region runs from base 92 to 580 and encodes 162 amino acids. Gene Ontology annotation, molecular function: cullin family protein binding. Gene Ontology annotation, biological process: SCF-dependent proteasomal ubiquitin-dependent protein catabolic process.